Molecule: messenger RNA, 1150 nt
Organism: Microsporum canis CBS 113480
Lineage: Eukaryota; Fungi; Ascomycota; Eurotiomycetes; Onygenales; Arthrodermataceae
Product: COP9 signalosome complex subunit 5
Exons: 2
Coding region: 95-1150 (351 amino acids)
Biological process (GO): protein deneddylation
Cellular component (GO): cytoplasm; COP9 signalosome
Molecular function (GO): deNEDDylase activity; protein binding; metallopeptidase activity
Source: RefSeq, a predicted model, not a curated record
ACUUGGAGUCAGAUAGAUGGUAAUCCGUCUGCGACUUGCAGCUUAGGCAGUUGUGCUCAGAAAAGCACGGGAACUGAAACACAGGUCCCCAGCCAUGAGUACUUCAGCACUUCAAUCAUGGGAAGCAGAGAACCACGUCAAACUAGUUGACCCUCAGCGCGAUGCCCUCUAUAACUAUGAUCAGGCAGCCGUCCAGGCGUUGAUGACUGCUAAGCCGUGGGCUCAAGACCCCCACUACUUCAAGUCAAUCCGUAUAUCCGCCACCGCAUUACUGAAGAUGGUCAUGCACACUCGAUCAGGAGGAAAUAUAGAGGUAAUGGGUCUCAUGCAAGGAUUCGUGGCUGCCAACACGUUUGUAGUCACUGAUGCAUUCCGACUGCCUGUUGAGGGAACGGAGACCAGAGUCAAUGCACAGGAUGAAGCGAACGAGUAUAUGGUCUCCUAUUUCCAGUCUUGCCGUGACUCUGGGAGGAUGGAAAAUGCGAUUGGCUGGUAUCAUAGCCACCCUGGAUACGGAUGCUGGCUGUCUGGAAUCGAUGUCUCGACACAAGAUACGCAUCAGACCUAUUCGGACCCCUUCGUUGCCGUCGUUAUUGACCCUGACAGGACUAUUUCAGCUGGAAAAGUGGAAAUUGGUGCAUUCAGAACUUUCCCCAAGGGCUACUCGCCAUCAGGUGGUGGACAGGAUGAGGAUGACGAAUAUCAGAGUAUCCCGCUGAACAAGGUCGAAGAUUUCGGUGCACAUGCGUCACAGUACUAUUCUCUUGAAGUAUCAAACUUCAAGAGCACGCUCGACACCAAGAUAUUGUCCUUACUCUGGAACAAAUACUGGGUCGCUACCAUCAGCCAAAGCCCGCUGUUUACCAACCGGGACUACGGGAGUAAGCAGAUGAAUGACCUCAGCCAGAAGAUCAAGAGAGCGACAAGAGCUUUAGAGGGCGGUGGGGUUUCCGGGGCGAGAGGUUCUGCAAUGGGCCACUCCAACCUAGAAGGGAAAGAUGGCCACUCAACAAAGGACCAGCAACUUGUCAAGAUUGUCAAGGACGGAGAUCGGAUUGUGGGGGAGGAACUGGCUGGCCUUAUGGCUGCAGAGAUUAAGGAGGUUCUUUUCAAAGGUGUUGGACAAACGAGCCCCCAAACAUCGAUAUAA